Molecule: messenger RNA, 2753 nt
Organism: Schizophyllum commune H4-8
Lineage: Eukaryota; Fungi; Basidiomycota; Agaricomycetes; Agaricales; Schizophyllaceae
Exons: 15
Coding region: 83-2422 (779 amino acids)
Molecular function (GO): pseudouridylate synthase activity
Source: RefSeq, a predicted model, not a curated record
AGUCCGCGUCUUCAUCAACGUUCACGGUCUCCAUUGUUCUCGACCGCUUAAGUCGACGGUGCAGGCGGUCACGCCUGUCAUUAUGAAGCUACCUCGCUCACUCCUUUCACGCGGGGCGCGUCGAACCAACUAUCGCACCUCUUCGCGCGCGUUCUCCCUUGCUACUGCUCGUGAGCGUGGCGCACCCGUAGACCUGCACCCCGAGGUGGAGGACGCACUUAAUGCUGGACGACCCGUCGUUGCUCUCGAGACUGCAGUCAUUACGCACGGCUUCCCGGCACCGCGCUGUCUCGAGCUCGGUCGCGAUCUAGAGGGGCUCGUACGCGCAGGCGGCGCCGUCCCGGCGACGAUCGGGUUCGUUGGAGGGCGCGUGAAGGUUGGCCUGACGUCCUCUGAGCUGGAGCGACUGGCAUACCGCACGGAGAACCCGGCGAAGGUGUCGCGCCGUGAUGUGGCUGCAGCGAUCACGGCUGGGGCGGACGGAGGGACGACAUGUAGCACUACGCUCAUAUUCGCGGCGCUGGCCGGGAUCAAGGUCUUCGCUACUGGCGGUCUCGGUGGCGUACAUCGAGGGGCAGAGACCACUAUGGAUAUCUCAGCCGACCUUCACGAACUGACUCGUUGUCCGGUGGGACUGGUAUCCGCCGGUGUCAAGUCGAUCUUGGAUAUUGGAAGGACAUUGGAGUACCUGGAAACUCUUGGAGUACCCGUCAUAUCCUACUCGAAGACGCGCGACUUUCCCGCCUUCUUCUCUCCGCGCAGCGGAUUUGAGGUACCUUGGAACGUGAACGACCCAGCCAGCGCGGCAAAGAUCCUGCAUACCCACUGGCAACUAGGCAUGCAGAACGGCGCCAUCUUCGCCGCGCCGAUACCAGAAGAGUACGAGGCGGCAGGUCACAAGAUUCAAGCUGCUGUAGACCAGGCCGUUGCCGAGUCUGAAGCGAAUGGCGUUGCCAGACGCGGCAAGGAGGCCACUCCUUGGUUGCUCAAGCGCGUCAGCGAGCUCACUGGUGGCUCGUCGGAGGCAUCCAAUGUCGCACUCCUCAAGAACACUGCGUUCAUUGGUGGCCAAAUUUCGGCCGAGUACGCGAAGCUUACAAAUGGGAAUGACAUUACAACUACCUUUACACCACCGCCAACUUCCUCGACCAUCCGGCAGCAUGCUCCCCUGAAGCUCGAGCCAUCGCCUGCAACACUGCCACCUGCAAAGCUCCUGGUUGUUGGUUCUGCAGCCGUCGACCUGACCUCUCAAGCCGCACCUUCUUCGAAUGACCAGCUUGCCGCUCACUCUACCGUUCCCGGCACAGUCGUAUCCUCCCUCGGCGGCGUCGCGCGCAAUAUCGCUGAAGCUGCGCACCGCUGCUCUGCAGACCCUCAGUCGACCUUGCUCGUCGCGCCGCACGGCGCAGAUCCUUUCGGAACGCUUCUGAAGGACGGUACGCAGAGUGUCGGUAUGCGCUCCGACGGACUCAUGCAGACUACGGGCUCGACGGCCGUUUGCAGCUUGAUGCUGGAUGGCACGGGCAAUCUAGUGAGCGGUGUUGCGGCCAUGGAUAUUACGCGGGACUUCGAAGCGGAUACGGUUGUCGAGCAAAUUGAAAAGCACAAGCCCAACGUCGUAGCUCUGGAUGGAAACCUGUCACCAGAAACGCUGACAGCAGUCGUUCGCUACUGCUACAAGCACGGCAUCAAGACCCUCUUCGAGCCCACCUCCCUCACCAAGAGCACCGCCAUCCUCUCUGCUGCGUUCGACUGCCUCCCGCCCACCGGCGGCGUCGCUCCAGUCACCUUCGCCACUCCAAACCUCAUCGAGCUCGAGCACAUGUAUCGCACCGCCGUUGCCGGCGACCCCUUCGACGCCAUGUCUCACAAGGGCUGGUGGGCCACGCUCGACACUCUUGCUCUGAACGACGCCUUCCGCAUGGAUAUCGAGCAGCUUUCUCGGCAGCCCGCCUUCGAUGCGGGUGGCGAUGAGAGCUUGGGCAAGCUCACUUUCCUCCGCGAGCGUGGCGUUGCGCAGAUGGCCAUUAACCUCCUACCUUUCUUCGAGCACCUGAUCGUCAAGUUGGGCCCGCGAGGCGCACUUGUUGCGAUGCGUUUGGAUGACAAGAUGGGCACGUCGGGCUGGGCGAAUGAGCGGAGCAAUCCUCGCGGACGCUAUAUUGUGGCGCACGGACGGGACAGCGCGAAGGUCGUUCUGAUGCACUUCCCCGCUUUGCCUGCUCCAGGGAUUGUCAACACCACUGGCGCAGGGGAUACCUUCGUGGGAAGCUUCCUGAGCGGCAUAGUGGUCAAGCCGGACGCAACGCGCGAUGUGGACACCUUGAAGAUGCUCAUCAAUGCCUCGCAAAGGGCAGCGGUCAUGACAAUGCAGAGCCAGGCUGCCGUCUCGCCCCUGUUGAAACCGACGGUUAUAUCAUAGGGGAGGGAUAACAGGAUGGCAUUAAUAUGAUCUAGAGUACGCUCAAGUAAUCUAUUCCACUGUCAGAGUUCCCACCUUCACGUCCUCACGAGCUCGUCUGCGGCGCUCCUUCUCGGCUGUCGCAAGCGCCUUUGCGAGAUCCUUCGCCUUCUUCUCGUACCGAGCCUGUGCGCCAUGCCGCAAGCGAGUGAUGAUGUUGGCCGCCUCACCCUUCGUUAGCUCGGCAAUACGCCUCUGCUGCGCCACCGCCUCCCCUUCGCCAUCGAGCGCCGAAAGGGCCUUCUUCCACCGCUUCUUGAUGAACUCCUUCUGCCCUGGAGUGGCAGGUGCC